Molecule: messenger RNA, 3895 nt
Organism: Maniola jurtina (meadow brown)
Lineage: Eukaryota; Metazoa; Arthropoda; Insecta; Lepidoptera; Nymphalidae
Product: zinc finger protein 568-like
Exons: 10
Coding region: 263-3895 (1210 amino acids)
Biological process (GO): regulation of transcription by RNA polymerase II
Cellular component (GO): nucleus
Molecular function (GO): RNA polymerase II cis-regulatory region sequence-specific DNA binding; DNA-binding transcription factor activity; zinc ion binding
Source: RefSeq, a predicted model, not a curated record
ACAUACUACAUUGUAGUUACACCACGGCCCAAUAAGGAAAAGGAAUAAAAUAAAAUAUUGGAUUAAUUACAAAGAACUUUGUAGACUUUGUAAAUAUAAGCUGCCUGUUGCCAGUUCUGCCAAUGCUUGUUAUUUCCACUUAUUUCAUUAUUUACUCAGAAAAUGCUGUGAUUUGCUGUUAGUCACAAGCAAGCGUCUGAUGCCACCAUUGUUUUUGGAAGCGCCCCGUCCACGCCACAAGGCGAAACAAUAAGCUUCGAAAAUGCGGUGCUGUGUGCCUUUCUGCAAAAAUACUUCGGACAAUGUAUCAGAGGGAGCAGGGAAGGGGAUUAGUUUUCAUGGUUUCCCCAAUGAAGUGCAUCUCCGUGAAGCUUGGCUCAGAGCCCUCGGCAAACAAGACAAUCUACCAGACUCUGCUUUGGUCUGCUCACAGCAUUUUCUUCAUGAUGACAUUUAUGAAACAGAAAGUGGCUUACGGCGAAUUGUUACUGGUGCUAUUCCUUCAAUGGUGCAGGUUUGCAUGAUAUGUCUAGACACUGACAGCAAGCUGUUUCUAAUGAAUAAACAUAAAUUAGACGAAGCAUAUGAAAAAUUAACCCGAUAUCCUCUGUGUGAUCAAGGAAACCUAAAACAGGCACUUUGUGUACAAUGUGCUCAGAGAUUGAGAAACUUUAGUAGAUUUAGAGAUCAAAGUCUGAAAGCUCGUGCACUGAUGAUGGACUUAAUUGAAAAACAUGAAUUAAUAACAAAACGACAUAUCAAAAUGAUAAACCGCACCAAACACCAACUAAAGAUUAAUAUGGUGUUGACAACGCUAGGACCUGACCACUGCGACUUACACAUACUAGAACACCCCUUAGAAGACAAACAAAUUGAAUUACAAGAAACAGACCACCAAGUUCUAGUAAAAACUGAAGGAAGCGAUGACUCUAUGUCGGUUGAUGAGGACAUUGAUGUAAAUGAAGAUGACAAUAAUGCCAUAGAUGAGUUUGUGACUUCUAAUGAUGAAAACAUAUCCGACUACAGCAUUAUGGUGGAAACAAGAGCAAUGGAUGAAGCACUUUACAAAGCUCUCAAGAUGAAAAAUAUGAGUGCAAAUCUCGAGAACAAUGGCUGUGAUGCUGAAUGUAACACCGUCCAUGUAUGCAAGCCUCGUACAGCUGUGAGCUCUAGCUCUGCACACUCUUCACUCAUCACUGAAAACGAGCAAGGAGGCCCCAACCCUUCGGCACAGUCUCCUCAGACCUCAGUUGUUCCCGUGGCCGCGAGUCUAGCGACAAGAAACAAAAUAAAAGUGCAUCCAACUGAAGAAGCUGAUACAUCCAUCAACAAAUUAACAGAUUGUGUUGUCAAAUUAUAUGACAUUUUCUCUAAGAAAGUUGUACCAAGACGAGAUGAAAAAGCUGUAAGGUCCUGUGAAAGUCAAAACAUUACAUCUAAAGAUACCCGUUAUCAGGCAACAAGCCUGGAUGAAGUCUCUACAACAGAAUAUGUUGAACCAGUCGCUGAAGCAGUUCCUGUAACUGUAACGGAAACUGUACAAAGUAAAACUGAUUGUUUGAAGAAUGUACAAUUUGCAUUACAAAAUAGUUCAAACACUGGGGUAAGAAAUUGCAUUUGUGAUAUUUGUCAAAAAAUAUAUACACGAAAAGGUCUCUUAGUUAAACACAUAAAGACUCAUGGUGAAGUAAGACGGUUCACUUGCAAAAUUUGCCAGUACAAGUGUAAAUAUCAAAGUGCCUUGAAGAGGCACAUGAGAACCCACACUGGAAUAAAACCUGUCUCGUGUAAGUUAUGCGAUUAUAAAUGUUCUCGAAAUAGCGAUUUAGUGUUGCACAUGAGAACCCAUACUGGUAUUAAGCCUUUCUCGUGUGAGUUAUGCGAUUAUAAAUGUUCUCUAAGAGGUAAUUUAGUGAGGCACAUGAGUACCCAUACUGGGAUAAAACCUUUCUCGUGUGAGUUAUGCGAUUAUAAAUGUACAACAAAUGGUGCACUAGUGGCGCACAUAAGAACCCAUACUGGAAUAAAACCUGUCUCGUGUAAGUUAUGCGAUUAUAAAUGUUCUCGAAAUAGCGAUUUAGUGUUGCACAUGAGAACCCAUACUGGUAUUAAGCCUUUCUCGUGUGAGUUAUGCGAUUAUAAAUGUUCUCUAAGAGGUAAUUUAGUGAGGCACAUGAGUACCCAUACUGGGAUAAAACCUUUCUCGUGUGAGUUAUGCGAUUAUAAAUGUACAACAAAUGGUGCACUAGUGGCGCACAUAAGAACCCAUACUGGAAUAAAACCUGUCUCGUGUAAGUUAUGCGAUUAUAAAUGUUCUCGAAAUAGCAAUUUAGUGUUGCACAUGAGAACCCAUACUGGUAUUAAGCCUUUCUCGUGUGAGUUAUGCGAUUAUAAAUGUUCUCUAAGUGGUAAUUUAGUGAGGCACAUGAGAACCCAUACUGGGAUAAAACCUUUCUCGUGUGAGUUAUGCGAUUAUAAAUGUACAACAAAUGGUGCACUAGUGGCGCACAUGAGAACCCAUACUGGAAUAAAACCUGUCUUGUGUAAGUUAUGCGAUUAUAAAUGUUCUCAAAAUAGCUAUUUAGUGAGGCACAUGAUAACCCAUACUGGGAUAAAACCUUUCUCGUGUGAGUUAUGCGAUUAUAAAUGUUCUCUAAGAGGUAAUUUAGUGAGGCACAUGAUAACCCAUACUGGGAUAAAACCUUUCUCGUGUGAGUUAUGCGAUUAUAAAUGUUCUCGAAAUGAAAGUUUAGUGUCGCACUUGAGAACCCACACUGGUUUAAAGCCUUUCUCGUGUGAGUUAUGCGAUUAUAAAUGUUCUCAUAGUGGUAGUUUAGUGACGCACAUGAGUACCCAUACUGGUAUUAAGCCUUUCUCGUGUGAGUUAUGCGAUUAUAAAUGUUCUCGAAAUAGCAAUUUAGUGGCGCACAUGAGAACCCAUACUGGUAUUAAGCCUUUCUCGUGUGAGUUAUGCAAUCACAAAUGUACAACAAAAAGUGGAUUAGUGGUGCACAUGAGAACCCACACUGGUGUAAAACCUUACUCGUGUGAGUUAUGCAAUUACAAAUGUACAACAAAUGGUGCACUAGUGGCGCACUUGAGAACCCAUACUGGAAUAAAACCUGUCUCGUGUAAGUUAUGCGAUUAUAAAUGUUCUCAAAAUAGCCAUUUAGUGUUGCACAUGAGAACCCAUACUGGAAUAAAACCUUUCUCGUGUGAGUUAUGCGAUUAUAAAUGUUCUCUAAGUGGUAAUUUAGUGAGGCACAUGAGAACCCAUACUGCGAUAAAACCUUUCUCGUGUGAGUUAUGCGAUUAUAAAUGUUCUCGAAAUGAAAGUUUAGUGUCGCACUUGAGAACCCACACUGGUUUAAAGCCUUUCUCGUGUGAGUUAUGCGAUUAUAAAUCUUCUCGAAGUGGUAAUUUAGUGACGCACAUGAGAACCCAUACUGGGAUAAAACCUUUCUCGUGUGAGUUAUGCGAUUAUAAAUGUUCUCUAAGUGGUAAUUUAGCAAAGCACAUGAGAACCCAUACUGGGAUAAAACCUUUCUCGUGUGGGUUAUGCGAUUAUAAAUGUUCUGUAAGUGGUAAUUUAGUGACGCACAUGAGAACUCAUACUGGAAUAAAACCUGUCUCGUGUAAGUUAUGCGAUUAUAAAUGUUCUCAAAAUAGCCAUUUAGUGUUGCACAUGAGAACCCAUACUGGGAUAAAACCUUUCUCGUGUGAGUUAUGCGAUUAUAAAUGUUCUCUAAGGGGUAAUUUACUGUCAAAUAUUACCCUAGGGGUGACAUGGAUUCAAAGAUACCUAAAGGUAGCAUUCGGUUCUUCGGCGACCACGACGAGCGACUGCGACCAGCGACUACGCGACGAUGGUCGCCUGUCGCAAGGCGACCCCUAG